Molecule: messenger RNA, 1409 nt
Organism: Trifolium pratense (red clover)
Lineage: Eukaryota; Viridiplantae; Streptophyta; Magnoliopsida; Fabales; Fabaceae
Product: F-box/kelch-repeat protein At3g23880-like
Exons: 1
Coding region: 154-1350 (398 amino acids)
Molecular function (GO): protein binding
Source: RefSeq, a predicted model, not a curated record
AUUUUCAAUAAAAAAAAUGGAAAACCAAAUUAUCAAAUAAAAUCUAAAGUGAUAUGCUUAACCUAUGUAUAUUUUAAUCAGUUCUCAGUUCUCACAAAUUGGCCGCCGACGGUAGUUAAACUUUACAGAGUUAAAAAAUUGAGAAAAUUUCCAAUGAAAUUUAUUCAAAUUCGUAUUUUUUCCGUCGUCUGUUCUCCAUCACUCUCAACUAAUAGAAGGAAUUUAAUCGGAACCCUAACAUCACUUCCCACUCUUCCUUUGGAUCUCAUUAUUGAAAUACUAAGUAGGUUACCCGUGAAGCAACUCCUUCAACUACGAUGCGUCUGCAAAUUAUGGAAAUCUCUAAUUUCCGAUUCCAAAUUCGCCAAAAAGCAUCUUCAUCUUUCAACCACAUACACCCUACACGGCAUAGACAACCAAAACUAUUAUUCAAAACACGUCCUCAAGUCUUACUCACUCAACUCUUCCGUCUCGAUCGCUCAGAUACAUCUUCCUUCCAAUGGUUAUGUUCGCUUCCUUGGUUCUUGCAAUGGCGUCCUUUGUCUCGGAGAAGAAGAUGAUGGUGGUGACUUAUUUCUGGUUCGAUUGUGGAACCCUUCCAUUAGAAAAUUUAAAGAAUUGCCACCUGUUAGAAAACCACAUAGUUACCAUUUGGGGAUGAGUGGAUUCGGAUAUAAUCCAAUUAGUGAUAAUUACAAGGUUGUGGUAGUUUUACUUCCAUCCGAUAAUGUUGAAGAUAAUGGUAAUUAUUUUAGCGACCAUGAAGUGAAGGUUCAUACUUUGGGUACCGAUUCAUGGAAAAGUGUUUCCGUGUUUCCUUUUGCUGGUGUCUUUGUUCAGCAAUUGGGGCAAUAUGUCAGUGGCACAAUUAAUUGGUUGGUUUGUACGGAUAUCAUGCAAGGUCAAUAUUUUAUUGCUUCUGUUGAUUUGGGGAAAGAGUCUUAUCAAAAGGUUUUGCUACCAGAUGAUUCUGGUGAGGUAGAUAAUUAUACAUUACGAUUGAGUGUUUUCAGGGAUUGCUUGUGCUUGAUUUUCGGUGAAGAUGUUUGGGUUAUGAAGGAAUAUGGAAAUAAAGAGUCUUGGAUUAAAUUGUUCACCAUUUCUUACGUGCGAGAUCAUCAUUGUACAUCAUCUUGUUACAUUAUUCACCCAACAUAUAUUUUUGAGGAUGACAGAGUGUUGCUGAGUUGUCGGAGUUAUCAAGAGUGUAUUGACGGCACAUGGAAGCAUAUUUCUUACCAUUGUAAUUGUAAAAAUGGCACUUCAAAGUUUAUUGAGUUUGAACACAUGCUAGAAGUUUGCAUUGAGAGUUUGAUAUCACCUUGUCACCUUUCUAAUGCUAGGAUGUAAAUGUGGUGCUAUGUCACUUUAGCAUGAGAUUUAAUGAAAAGUAAAAAGAUAUAUGGUCA